Messenger RNA from Aphanomyces invadans, 1175 nucleotides. RefSeq lists its product as hypothetical. The transcript has a single exon. Bases 27 to 407 code for a protein of 126 amino acids. NCBI's taxonomy places the organism in Eukaryota, Oomycota, Saprolegniomycetes, Saprolegniales, Verrucalvaceae. The record is from RefSeq and is a predicted model, not a curated record.
CAGCAGCAUUGUUCACUGUCAGUCUUAUGUGGCACAAGGUGGUCGUUGCCGCUGCGGCCGCCGCCUCGGUGACGUCGGCGCACGUGCCAGACAUGAACGCGACGCAAGCCUUGAACUUGACGGCGUCCGAAAGCGACGUCCUCUUUCCCGCUGCAGAGGUGUUCCCAUAUGGACGUGAGCUGUUCAAGAAGUUCCUUAACGAGCUGAACAUGCACCACGUUGAAGGACACCCCCUGAGCACCCUCGAGUACAACGAGGCUGUGGAUGGUGUCGAAGACCUCAUUGAGGGUCGUUGGUCGUUCAAUCAUGCGUUCAAUGCGAAGGUGAAGCACGGCGUCUUAAAGUUGAUGAGCCGGAUGAGUCCCGAAGAGCUCGAGCAACUCUUGACGAUGUCGCGUAUGACCUGACCUUGGCCUUCCUCAAUGAAGAAAUCGACGACAUCGAAGUUGGUAAGGCAGUUCACACCUCUGCCCACGCAUUUGGAUUGACCACCGCAGCUGCUGGAGACUAUGUGUUGGUGUUAUGCGUGUUUGCGGGGUGCGUUGCAAUGAUCGCCGCCCUUCUCUCUGUCGUUGCGACCAGGCAGAGCCCUGCAUCACGACGUUCGUCGUCCGUAAUUACAGCUGAAGUCAUCUUGGCCGAGAUUGAAGAUGCCGAGAAGAUGUGUCUGCAGACAUCCUCUUCGCUGGGUGCCUAGUGUUUUCCGUUGGGACAACCAUGCCAGUCAUUGCCUGCGGAUUGUUACAUUCCCCUCGUGUGUUGUCCACUUUCAGCGCAGUCGUCGUCAGGCGUGGUGUCGGUCGGGCUGCAAAAGUCGCACUCGCUUGCCCUCGAUAACUCGACCAAUUUCGAGCAAGUCCAAUGGGUUGUCAACAACAACGCACCCAAGAGACAGGUGCGUGAGCUCGAAAGGGCUUGAAAUGGCUGUGCAAUGCCCCAUCAACACGAAUUGAACGGCCUAACGGACGCACCCCAUCUUCGCGGGUUCCUGACGCUGUGCUGGUGCUCACCGAGACAGCCACAUCCCACGCGAUCGCACUCAACAUCACUGAGCUUGAAAAGACCACACAAUACUUGAUGCGCGCCAGAUGAUUCCCCAUGAGGAUGGCAUGGACCUGCGACCCCUAUGGGAAUCUGACAUUCAAAUGACAUGGUGACGUGCGCAGCCACCACGG